This is a messenger RNA of Pseudoliparis swirei, 2482 nucleotides long. It is a transcript of the gene c24h22orf23, whose product is annotated as chromosome 24 C22orf23 homolog. The transcript is spliced from 7 exons. NCBI's taxonomy places the organism in Eukaryota, Metazoa, Chordata, Actinopteri, Perciformes, Liparidae. The record is from RefSeq and is a predicted model, not a curated record. The coding region runs from base 1189 to 1884 and encodes 231 amino acids.
CACAUGAAAAUAAUUGGGAUAUUUGGUCUUUGCAAACAGAGCCUCCCACAAUAAGAUGAGGGACUAUUUUCUGUAAAUUCUAUUGAGUCUAUUUUAAUGUGACCGCCUCUUUUCCAUAAACAAAACUCUUUUAAGCUUUUUUUGAGACUCCCUUUUGGGCAGAUUCAUGUGAUACGUAUAAUGAUCCGUGUGGACAUUUGUAAAGUAAAGACAUUACAGUUGUAUUAUUAAUGUAUUUAGUUUUUUAGUUUACACCAUUUUUCAUAUCUUAAGUCAUGAGAAUGAUAUAGCUGUGGGCCCUUUUUGUUUGGCAGUGAUCUACCUGGUAAAGUCUGGUCCUGGCGUUGUCCAUGAAAAAAGUCAGUGUUUUGACAAAAGUUAUCAUAUGGCGUGAUUCAAAUGAUUAUAGUAUAGUUUGUCUAAAAAAAUAAUAAUAUAUGAUGUCAAAAAAGUCGUCAAAUAGUCAAAAGUAUAUGUCAAAAAAGUCAGAAAAAUUGUCCCAAAAAACAAAUCGUAAAAAUAUAGUUAUCAGAGUUGAAAUCAUGUAUAACAGCACAGUAUGUAAAACAUAAAUCAAUCAGUUUACAGACAGAUAUUAUUUUAUCAGAAUUAUUUUUGACAUGCAUUUAUUACAUACAUAAGCAUUACUUUUUAGGAUAUACAAUACUAUGACAUUGUUGGUAACAUACAUUCCAUUAUUUUUUAUGCCAUAAAUGAAAACAGCUGUGACAUUAUGGCUGAUUAAAGUACACCUCGUGACUCGCUCUCAACCAAUCAGAAUGCUUGAUUUCAUCCACCCGUAUUAUAAUAUUCAUUUGACGACUGCUAUGACAUUUCUAUGACUUAAAAUACGGUAUUUAACCGCCGCGGCUACGCGAACCGGAAGUAGUUUAUCUGGUUCAUAAUGCGCAACUUCAGCCGGGUGCUUAUUAACUUUUAUGCGUUGGAAGUAUCAACAAAGAUGAUCUUCAAUAAAUUUCACGCAUUAAAAGCUGCGCCGAUGUGUUUUAUUUAUAGCGCAAGUGUGGUACGUGCGGUCUUCCAACGUGUAACGUAACGGAGUGCGCGAGGGGUUCCCGGAAGUGGCUACUCGGUUGCUAUAGCAACUGCAAUACGCUGCUGUAUAACUUGGGAGUUGAACAGACCGAAAUUAGCUCACGGUGUAAGUUUUUACUCAGUGUUUACGAAAUGGAGGCCUCCUCACAGAGUAAAGAUGGCGGAGGACUGUGGAACAAGCCCAGAGCCCCCCAGUACAGCAAGGAAACCCAGGAUUUGCUGAGAUCAAUGAUGAAGCAAUCAAGAUUUACCAACCGCCAGAGAAAACAGAUCAAUGAAUGUCUAAAGAACGGAGCUGCUGUACCACUGACCUUUGACCCCACAUCAGCAUCCCCCACUAAGCCUAAAACCACCAAAUCUGUCCAGAGCUGUCUGCUCUCCAAGCCUCAGAGACGAACCGCCGAAGAGUGUCGCUCUGGAAACAACUACGUCAGAGAGAAGUUCCACCCUGGUCCCUCGAGAGACUUAGAGAAAGAGAAGAGGAAGCUUCAGAAUAUCUUGGCAACGGGAGAAGAGGAGCCAAAAGUUUACCGAAAGGUUCCUGCACGUCCGAACCCAGAGGCGGCGGAGCAGAAAGACCGGUAUCAGGAAGUGCUGGAGGAGAUACGGGAGAGGAGACAGUUCCUGGCAGAUAUGUCUUCUCUGGGUCAGGAGAAGCAGUACCUCAGCAUCAUCAACACUCAGAUAUCACAGAGGAUUCGAGAACUGCAGGUGUUGGACAAGACCCGCAGUCCCCAGAACAAAGCAAUCGCAUCCGAGAGGAAAGGGGAGACCGCAGAAAAGACGGAGUUGAAGGAGACGGAGGGAAGAGUCACUGGCACCGACUGAACAUUUAAAAAGCGACUCACUGGAAAUCAGGUGGAAACGACGCAACUUAAAAUCCAGAUAAUGGAAGUGUUAGUGUGAUGCGUUCAAAGACAGCAACGAGGUCACAGCUAACUGGUUGCGCUGCACUACAACUAUAUAAACAGUUAUAUAUAACAAUAUGAAGACAGAACUGUCAUGUAAAGGAACACGAACGGCUUGUAUUAAGUUAUUUUAAUCCACCGUCUUGCAGUGUAGACGCUCUGUCGUAAUCCCUUGGUUUCAGCUGGACAUCGAGACACAGACUACCAUUUAAAAUGCAACUGACCCAAAGUAAACAUACCGACAUACAAACAAAUGAUGCUUAUCCACAGAUGUAAUUAAAUAAAUGGCACUCGUACAAACAAUAUUAACACUUUUUUUAAGGCAAAACACGGUAACACACAGAAAGGCAUCGUAAAAUAUAAAUUAAUGAUUACAUAAUCAGGGUUUCACCCGAUGGUUAAAACUGUUAUGAGCUGAUGCUGCAGUUAUUAAAAUACUGUAUAUCUGCCCUUUUAUAAUAUUCAUCAUUGCAUGUGUGACCUUUAAAUAUUGAUAAACUUUGACAUCUCCACUUUAA